Molecule: messenger RNA, 6979 nt
Organism: Silurus meridionalis
Lineage: Eukaryota; Metazoa; Chordata; Actinopteri; Siluriformes; Siluridae
Product: potassium/sodium hyperpolarization-activated cyclic nucleotide-gated channel 3
Exons: 10
Coding region: 1031-5371 (1446 amino acids)
Biological process (GO): transmembrane transport; potassium ion transport
Cellular component (GO): membrane
Molecular function (GO): voltage-gated potassium channel activity
Source: RefSeq, a predicted model, not a curated record
GCCAUGGUAACGGGGCGCCGAGCUCCAGCCUGCUUGCGUGUGUGUGAGAGACUGUGUGAUUGUGUGUUUCUAUAUUUAUGUAAUUGUGUGUGUGUGUGUUUCGCGCUUUCUUUCGCUCUUGCACGCACUGUAGUGAAGCAGUAGACCCGGAAAUCUGGACAAUUUUAAUCAUCAGCACGUGGAGGUUUGACUAUAGAAAGACUUCUGAUUUAAUACAAAUUGUUUUUAAUAAAUACAUUUAAAAAAAUCUAUAUAUAAUAAUAAUAAUAAAAAACCCGGGGCUGGGUUUGUAACUGCACACUGACCGGAUUGCACGCGCGCGUUUUGAUGUCUUGAGGAGGAUGAACGUGCGCACGGAUACAAUAGAGCGCGAGACAUAGCAGACCUCUCCGGCUCGCGCUCCGUUUCACCUUCAGCUCGUGCUGAUGUCUCGUGUCACUGUCUGACGGAAGUCCUGUUGCUCGUGCAGUGAACUCUCUUCCUCGCGCGCCGGUUCGGUUUUGGGUAGUACGACGUUAAACAUUAGGAGCGCGAGCGCGCUUAUGGUUUCUUUUCUUUUUCUUUUUUUCUUUCUCUUAACACUUCGUUAAUGUGAGCGCGUGCAUGCGCGUGAAAGUGUGUCAGUAUGAAUCAGUGCGCGCGGGUGUCCCCUGAUCCAUCUGUUCUGACGCGGAUCAAAUGUCCUUGUCAUACUCACACUAACGGGACACACGCCCCGCUGCCAUAUUAAACCAGGCGGAACAAAACAAGCACGCGGACGGAGGGACAGUCAUCGGCACCCACCGGAGGAGCAACAGCGUGAUCACGCGAGAGGGGGGGUGAGGGUGGGGGGGGUUAACGGAGGGCUUUAUCUGCUGAUGACCCCGCGGAGACACGCUGCUGCUGCUGCUGAUGAUGAUGACGACGAUGAUGAAGAUGGGGAUGACGAUGAAGAACGGAAAAGAAAUUUGCGCGCGGCUAAAUGACGCUCCAAGGGCGUUGAGUUUUACUGAGGCAGUGUAACAGGUCAGUGUGUGUGACCUCACGCACCAUGGAUGGAGCAGUGGGCGGAACAGUCGGAGGGCCCUCAUCAGACUCACGGCCUCUACGUAAUGGAGACACAAAGCGACGCAGUAAGGGAAGUUUACCAUCUCCCGGUUUCCGUCUGUCUCAGGCGUCUCUGGAUGGUGAGCUGGCCCCAAGACGCCGCCCAUCCGUCAUGAGCUCAUCACGAGAUGGCACAGGUACGUUCCGGUCUGGCACGGCUGCAGGCACGCCCACCACACCUGGCCAACCUAGUUCCGCCCCCUUAUUUGGCGGGCCACGUACUGUGGGGUUUGCGGCAUCCCGUGCUGCCCUUGCGUCCACCUCAUCCUCUGGCACUGGAGUAGUAGUGGUAGCUGCUGGAAGCGGGGCCUCAGGAGGGGUGGAGCCAACCACCACUAUAACUACAGCCGCUGGAAGUCCAGAGGUUGUUCCGGGACUGGAUGGAGAGGAGUAUUACAGCUACUCAAACCAGUCAACGUUUAUGCAAAGGCAACUUGGGGCCAUGUUACAGCCUGGAGUUAACAAGUUCUCACUACGCAUGUUUGGAUCCCACAAAGCUGUCGCUCUCGAACAGGAACGACUGAAGAGUGCCGGUGUUUGGAUCAUCCACCCAUACAGUGACUUCAGGUUUUAUUGGGAUCUCCUAAUGCUCUUGUUGAUGAUGGGGAACUUGAUCAUCCUUCCAGUGGGAAUCACGUUCUUUAAGGAUGAGAACACUCCACCAUGGAUCAUCUUUAACGUGGUGUCAGACACAUUGUUUCUAGUGGACCUGGUGCUGAACUUUAGAACUGGCAUUAUGAAGGAGGACAGCACUGAGAUCAUGCUUGACCCCAAAGCUAUUCGUCGCCACUAUCUAAGGAGCUGGUUUGUUGUUGACUUCAUCUCCUCUAUCCCUGUUGACUACAUCUUCCUCAUGGUGGACCUGGAAGAGCGCCUAGAUUCUGAGGUGUAUCGAACAGCUCGAGCUCUGCGCAUUGUUCGUUUUACAAAAAUCCUUAGCCUGCUGCGCCUGCUCCGACUGUCUCGCCUCAUCCGAUACAUCCACCAAUGGGAGGAGAUCUUCCACAUGACGUAUGACCUGGCUAGUGCGAUGGUGCGGAUUGUUAAUCUCAUCGGGAUGAUGUUGUUGCUGUGCCACUGGGACGGCUGUCUGCAGUUCCUUGUCCCCAUGCUGCAGGACUUCCCCACCGACUGCUGGGUUUACAAGAACAAUAUGGUGAAUGACUCGUGGGGAGUGCAGUACACAUACGCUCUGUUUAAGGCGAUGAGUCACAUGCUAUGUAUCGGCUAUGGUGCUCAGGCUCCAGAGGGAAUGACUGAUGUUUGGCUAACCAUGCUUAGCAUGAUCGUAGGAGCAACGUGUUACGCCAUGUUCAUCGGCCAUGCCACUGCUCUCAUCCAGUCACUGGACUCCUCACGAAGACAGUACCAAGAAAAGUAUAAGCAAGUGGAACAGUACAUGUCUUUCCACAAACUUCCAGCUGAUGUGAGACAGAAGAUCCACGAGUAUUAUGAACAUCGUUAUCAGGGCAAAAUGUUUGACGAGGAGAAUAUCCUAGGGGAACUGAGUGACCCACUAAAGGAGGAAAUUGUGAGCUUUAACUGCCGCAGUUUGGUGGCUAACAUGCCACUGUUUGCUAACGCUGAUCCAAACUUCGUGACUGCAGUACUCACAAAGCUGCGCUUUGAGGUAUUUCAGCCUGGAGACUUUAUAAUUCGUGAGGGGACCAUUGGUCGAAAAAUGUACUUUAUUCAGCAUGGACGAGUAAGCGUCCUCACCAGGGGAAACAAGGAGACCAAACUCAGCGAUGGAUCAUAUUUUGGAGAGAUCUGUCUCUUGACCCGUGGCAGAAGGACAGCAAGUGUGAGAGCAGAUACAUAUUGUCGUCUUUACUCUCUAAGUGUGGACAGUUUUAACGAGGUUCUAGAGGAACACCCGAUGAUGAGACGGGCAUUUGAAACAGUCGCAGCUGACCGGCUAAACCGCAUUGGUAAGAAGAACUCCAUCCUCUUGCGAAAGACAUCUCAGGGUGGCUCUGUGGCAAGCAGCACCCUGGGCCGUGGUGGUGGGCCUGGGACUGGUGGUGGAGCAAGCAGUGGCCGUGGAGGUGCAGGAUCAUGUGACAGCAUUUUAGUGCAGCAGAUUGUUAAACAUGACAGCAUGCCAGCCAUGCAGGAUGCUGCUACUGGUAACUGGAUUGGUGGAGCAGGAGGGACUGUGACUGGAGUUAUGUCAUCACACCCACGGCCAGUAAUCUGGGCUCCAUUGGUCCAUGCCCCCUUACAAACUGCAGCAGCUGCUUCAAAUGUUGCCAUUACUCUUCUCCAGCAACAACAGCAGCAACAGCAGGGCAUGUUUCUUCACUCCCCCCUAUCAAUUUGCCCUACCCCUCUACCUGUUUGCCCUUCCCCUGUUCCUAUUUGUCCCUCUCCCUCCUCUUGCCCCCUCUCACCUCCACGUGCCCCUAUUCUGCCACCCCGACAGUCCCUUAGUGCUAUCAUAACCCCCCGUGGAAGCCACACUUCUACUACAUCAACUCCUUCCCCUUCGACAGCAGGGCCACCUAUUAUUGGUGGAGCAGGAGUCACCAAAACACCUUGCACUGCCAUGUCAUCAGUCCCUGUCCCCAUGCAGGCCAGCAGGACUCUGCACAACAACCUCCGUCUUCAGACAGAACCAAGUCUUAUGGUAAUGGGAGGGGCUAAUACAUUAACUCUUCAAAAAACCAUGACGCCUUUCUCUGGAGCAAAAGAAGCUCUAAUGCGUCAUGUUGGAGGUGGUAGCACUCAGGGCCUCCCCUCAUUGGGACGUCUGACACAAGAGGCACGUCUGCUUUCUGCCUCUCAGCCCACUCUUCCCAAUCGUGGUUGGCCACACCCUCCACUUCAUAGAAAAGCUUCUGGGGGAAACUUACUCACUGCUCCUUUUGUGAUGUCACAGGCUCCAUUGGUGUGGGGGGGUAGUGCAGGCAUGCUUAACUCUCACAAUCCACAAAUGCAGAAAAUACCUGCUCAGACAUCUUUGCCCCUACCCUCUCCACUCAAACACACACAAUCAGCCACACAGGCCACACCCCCUCCCACUGGCUCCUCUCCUGCAAAAACACAUACUUCAUACCCCUCAGCUCAUGUCUCUCCAGCCUCAGGCCCUGCUUCUUCUGCCCCACUGAUGCUUCAAACCCAGCAUCCAAAACCUGCCCCUACAAGGUCGCCCCCUUCCCCUUCUUUCUCUAGUUCAGAUACAAAUUCUAACCCCACUUUUGUUUCUCCCCAAACUCAGAGUAGUAAGCCCUCACCCACUUCCCCUUCUCAGCCUCAGAGUCCCCGUUCAAAACUUUCUCAGACUCCUCCUCCACCUUCUCCAUUAUCCUUUACUCCAACUGCAACUCCAUCACACACACGUACCCCAACCCCUAUUCAUACACCUGCUCCAACACCUACACACACUCAACCUCCACCCCCAAUCUCAGUUCACACCCAAGCUAGAACAAACACACCAACUCAGACUCCAAGUUCAACAACUCAGCCUCAAAUAACAAAUCAGACCCAAAGUGUAACUUCUGUUGCACCUUCUUCCCAAACUGGAACCUCUGUUCAGAUGCCGAUUGUACUUUCUCCAUCCCGUUCUUCACCCACCCAAAGCCCCCUGCAAACCCAAGCUGCAAUCAUGGCCCAAACUCAAACCCAGAUUACACCUCAAACUCCACCAUCUGUGCCAGCUCUGCCCCAACCUUUAGCCACUCUACAAAUACCUCCAACUCCAAUCAACAGCACGCAAAUGUCAGCUCACGAAAAUAUAGCCAGGUCUCCACUCACUCAAAGCCCAAUCCAAAUGCUGAAUCAAACCCAAUCUGCUACUGCCACCAUGGCUCAAACCCUGACUUCUGUUCAAACUCUAUCCUCUGUACAAACUAAGAUUUCUCCUGAAACUACAUCACAAAAUCCACCUCUAGCCCAAUCCCGAAAUAUAAGCCCAGUCCUAAACCAAACUGUAACACAAACUCCAUCUUCAUCGCUUCCAUCACUGUCACAAAAUGCCUCUUCUUCAACACUUCAAAUCCCAAAAGCAUCCCAAUCUUCAGCAUCAAUGCCACUCACUGAGCCUCCAUCCACUCUCCAAACUCCACAGCCUUCUUCCACCCUCUGCUGUUCCUCACCACAGUCUCCUACGGCAUCUUCUACCCCACUUUGUGUCUCACCAGGACUUGCCACCGCAGUUUCAGACUUAGGGGCCUCAAACACGGCGUCCUACGCGUCUUCAAAGUCUGGGAAAUCAGACACAGACACAGUUACAUCACAGAGGAAAUCUGAUGCACUUAGAAACAAGUUUCCUGCUAACAUGUAAAGAGUCAUAGAUCAUUGCAGCAGCUGAUAGAUUAGAGUUUAUAACAUUAGUGAUUAUAAGCAGCAGGUGAAGGAGCAGAGCUGGAAAAAGCAUGUCAUAUCUUUUGCUUUAAAUACAUAGAACACUGAGUAGAGCAUAUAAAUGUGAUUUGAAUGUCAACUGCUCAUUGAGUGGGGAUGAUGACUUAUCAGAAACAAACCCUUAUUUACAUUAAUUUCUUAAAAUUUCAAUGAAAACAAAACUGACCUGAAAAGCAAUAUACUGACAAAACAUUAUUUUCCAGCUCUGUCCCCUUCAGUCACUUUUUAUUCACCAAAGUGUAAUAUAAUAUAAAUAAUUAUACAAAUAACAAUAAUGACUAUUAAUAUAAAUGUCUGUACUAAUUAGGUACAAAAUGUAAAAAAAAUAUUUCUGUACUAAUUAGGAGUAAUUCAUUCAUAGUGUCUCGUCUCAGGUGUUUGGUGUUAGUUAGAGACAGUGCAGCUAUAGUGUUCUUGUACACACACACACACACACACACACACACACACACACACACACUACUGUGAUUCUUUGUGUUUAUGGUGUGCAGUGAUGUAGUUCCACACAGCUCUGUAUAUAUAACAGCUUCACUGUUGGUCUAUGAAACACUCUGAGGCUCUGUUCCAAUAGUGGAACACUUCCCCAAGUCCACUUCUCUUGGUUAAGUGGUUAAGUGUUCUCAGCCACUGUAAUUAGAUUAAGUAAAAUGUAUAAAGCAGUGAUCAGAUUAAACAUGAUCUCUUUUUUCUUAGUGCUUACACUGGACUUUACCAGUUGGAAAAAUCACCAUGCCUUGUGUGAGAACUGCUUGAGGGAAUCACCUAUAUAUAACAUAUAUACCUAUAAAUAACACUUUUAUUGUGGAGGAAGAGAUGUUUCAGUUCUUCACCAGUUAAAAUUAUGUUCAUAUCCAAACAAUUUGGGAUACAACAUUGAUAUUUCACAUAAGUGUUAGUUGUAAUACAAAGUGUAAAUUUAGUGUAAUUCUUGUCUUGUCUUAUUAAUUUAUCAGCACUAAUGCAAUUAUUGAUGUUCUGGAUGAUUCCAUCUCAUGUCCAUGCUCAAUGUCUUUCCACUGUCUCCAUAAAACACAUGAAAAGUUUAGUUUACACGUAGGCUAAUUCAUUAGUCUCAUCCAAAGCAAAAGCAAGGUCAUCUGUCUCGGUUGCCUAGCAACUAGGCUUCACAAGUUUAACUCCCUGAAUGGUUUCACAACAAUAUCACAAACAUCUUAACGUCAGAGGAAGUGAACAUGGGCACAGUGCCAUUCAUAUCCAUCUGUAUGAUCAACACACACACACACACACACACACACACACACACACACACACACACACACACACAAUGUGGUUGUAUGUGUUGGUGCAAUUAGCAUUCUCUUUUCAAAACCAGGCUGCCUAUAGAGUGUGCACUUACGGACCAAAUGGGUUUUAUUUUUCUGUUAAGGAUGGGGAUGGGUGUAAAUAAGCUGCUGUGGUGGUGGUCACUUAAGGAUGUGGGGGUUUGUGCAGGUAUGGGGGAGUUGGGGGGUGAUGUAAUUUAAAGUGAAUGAUGGUGCAUAAGAUGAUGUUAAAAAAAAUAAAGACA